AUGGGAGAGGUGAACAAGGGGAAUACAACAGGAGCUUGCUCAAACAAAAAGCAAGCUUCAAUUUUAAGUUUUUUUAAAACACAAAAUAAUAAAAUAAAAAAGGAAAGCAGUAUAAAAUGUAAUAAUGAUAAAUCGUGUGAAGAAAAAGAAAGUAAAGAAAAAGAAAGCAAAAUUGAUAUUUUAAAUAAUUUUGUUUGCCCAAAGAUAGAUGAAAAUUCAUUUGGAAAUAGUAAAGCUAUGGAUAGUGAUAGAAAGGGUGAUAUUUUUAGUAGCACAAGUAAUUUUGAUGGAUGUGAAAAAAUUAAUAAUAAUAAAAACAGUGAUUCUGUUAAAUAUGAAAAUAAUGGAUAUAUGAUGGAUAAUGCUGAGAUUAGCACUGAAGAAGAUAUAAUUGUAAAAAAAAAAAGAAAAAUAAUUUUGGAUAGUUCUUAUGAUGAAUAUUAUGGAAGUGAUAGUAAUGAUCAAAAAAAAAAAAAAAAUUUUGUAAAAAAUGAAGGAGUUGAUCAUAAAUUGAAAAAUUUAUUAUAUGAUGCAAAUAAAAAAGGAGAAGAUAUUUUAAUAAAUAGUAAUAAAGAGGAUGAUAAUAAUAAUACAGAUAUAAAAUAUGUACAAAGAAAAAAAGUUGAAGACAAUAAAAAAUCACAAGAAUUGGAUUAUUUACGUAAUAAAUUUUUAAAUUUACCUAUUACAUUGAAUAAUGACAAAUUUAGAUUAUAUAUAGAACAAUAUUUUUUAUAUUGUAAUUCUUUUGAAUUUCCUAAAUGGAUACAACCACAAUAUAUUCGGGAUAUUAAUUUAAAUCCUCCUGAUAAUCCAAACUAUGAUUCAUCAACAAUUUGGACACCCCCCCAGGAUCAUCAAUGGGCUAUUGAAUAUAAGCAAGCUCAUUAUACUCCUGGUAUGCAACAAUUUUGGAAAAUAAAAUCAAAAAAUUUUGAUAAAAUAAUUUUUUUUAAAAUGGGUAGAUUUUAUGAAAUAUUUUAUAUUGAUGCUUGUAUUAUGCAUACAAUAUGUGGAUUAAAUUGGAUGAAUGGUGAACAAAAACCUCAUUUAGGUUUUCCUGAACAAUCUUUACAUUUAUAUGCGAAAAAAGUUAUAAAUAGUGGGCAUAAAGUUGUUGUAAUAGAACAAAUGGAAACCCCUAAAGAAUUAGAACAACGAAAUAAGACAUCUUCGGGCCCUAAAGAUAAAGCUAUAAAAAGAGAAAUAAAUGAGAUUUAUACUAAAGGAACAAUUUUACAUGACAAUAUGUUAUCGGCAGAAACGAAAUAUAUAAUAUGCUUUCAUUUUGAUGAUAUAGAAGAUAUAGAAGAUGAUAAUAAUACAGGAUCACAAAAUCGAUGUAAUUUCGGAUUCGUUGUAAGUGAUGUAGCCACAUCUUAUAUAUCUGUUGGGUAUUGUAAUGAUGAUGAAUCUCGAAUUGAGUUAAGAACAUUGUUGGCUCAACUAUGCCCAGCUGAAAUAUUAUAUUGUUCAAAAAAUAUAAGUAAAGAAGUUUUGUCUAUUUUUAAAAAUAUUCCAACAUGUCCAGAAUUAACUAGUGUAAAUAGUUUUCCUAAUAUAAUAGCUUCACUUGAUGAAGUAAAUAAAUAUUUUGAAAAUAUUCCUAAAGCUUUAGAAGCAUAUAAAGAACAAAAUAGUGUUAUAUGCGCAUUUGGUGGUUUUAUUGUUUAUUUACGUUCUCUUUUGUUGGAUAAAAAAAUAUUAAAAUUUUGUAAAAUUGAAUUUUAUGAUUUAUUUAAAAAGGAUAAUUAUAUGGUUUUAGAUGCAACAGCAUUGAAGCAUUUAGAAAUUUUAGAAACUCAAUCUGGAGAAACAAAAAAUUCUUUAUAUGAUUAUGUAAAUAAAACAUGUACAAAUUUUGGAGCGAGAAAUAUGAGAAGAUGGGUAUGUAGUCCUUUACUAAAUUGUGAUAAAAUAAAUCAGAGAUUAGAUGUAGUUGAAUUUUUGAGAAAAAAUGAUCAUAUAUUAUCUUUAAUACGCUUGAAAUUAAAGAAAUUACCUGAUAUAGAAAGGUUAUUAAAUAAAAUAUGUAUACAAGCAUCGCAAAGUGAAAGAGGGGCUGUUUUUUUUGAUAAUAUUGUAAAUACAAAAUUAAAAGAAUUUGUCACAUUUUUAAAUGCAUUUAAAGAAAUAGAUAAUAUGUUAAUUGAAAUUAACAGUAUUGAUAACGAAGAAGAUCUAAUACCUACUCGUUUAUUUGAAAUUACAAAUACAUAUAAUAAAAUAUCUAAAAAUAAUAUAAAAGGUAAUUAUCCUGAAAUUGAUAAAAUAACUAAUGAAUUUCUAGAAAAAAUUUAUUUUGAUGGGGAAAAAGAAUAUAAACCUGCUGAAGGAUGUGAUGAAGCUAUUGAUGCAAUAAAUAAAAAAGAAAAAGACAUAGAAAAAGAAUUAAAUAAUAUAUUAGUUGAUAUGAAAAAAAAUUUUAAAAUACCAAAUCUUAAAUAUGUGCAUGCAAAAUAUAAAUAUGAAAUAGAAUGCCCUGAUAAUGUACCUAAAUCAUUUUUAAAAGAAGUUGAAAUUACAUCUGUAAAAAAAGGAUUUAUAAGAAUACAAAAUGAGGAAAUAAAAAAUUUAGUUGAAAUGCUAGAAGAUAUUGAACAAGAAAAAAAAGAUGCUAUUUAUCCAUUUUUUCAAAAAAUAUUUCAUCUAUUUUAUGAGCAUUAUGAAAAAUAUAUAUCUGCAUGUAGAUUAAUUUCUGAGUUGGAUUGUUUACAAGCAUUUGCUUAUGUUGCAUUAAAUACUUCUUUUCCUUUAACUCGACCAAUUUUACAUUUUAUGGAAUGUGAAAAUACAAUGGAUAAUAAAUCAGAAGAUCCUAAUUAUAGAUAUGAUUUAAAUUGUGAAAUUGAAAAAGAUAGAAAAAUGGGUUCUGAACAUGCAUCUAAAGAAAAAAAACCAUUUUUAAUUCUUGAAAAUAAUAUUCAUCCUGUAGUUGCUACUUUAAUGCCAAAUUUUAUUCCAAAUAAUAUUUAUAUGGGAUGUGAUAAAGAAAAAGAAACUACUCUUUUAUUAACAGGGCCUAACAUGGGUGGUAAAAGUACAUUACUUAGGCAAACUGCUAUUUCAGUCAUUUUAGCUCAAAUCGGAGCGUUUGUUCCAUCAACAUAUUGCGAAUUGACAAUUGUUGAUAAAAUAUUUACACGUUUAGGAUCCAGUGAUAAUUUAUUUGAAGGAAAAAGCACAUUUCUUGUAGAACUAGAAGAUAUAUCAAAUUUGUUAAAACAAAGUACUAAAUAUAGUUUAGCAAUUUUAGAUGAAUUGGGAAGGGGAACAUCAUCAUUUGAUGGAACUGCUAUUGCAUUAUCUACUCUUGAACAAAUUUCAGAUACAAUAAAAUGUAGAUGUAUAUUUUCAACACAUUAUCAUUUAUUAGUAGAAGAAGUUAAGCAUAACACAAACAUUUCAAACUAUCAUAUGAGCUUAAGUAUUGACGAUGAUCAAGAAAAAAUUAUAUUUUUGUAUAAAUUUAUAAAAGGAAUAUGCCCUAAAUCUUUUGGUAUACAUAUAGCAAAAUUAGCUGGAUUGCCCAAAGAAAUUAUUGAGUUAGCACAUGAAAAAUCUUUACUUUUUGAAAAUGUAACAGAUGAGUUUUGUAAAAUUAUUAAAUACAAAAAUAUUAUUCGGUCAUUGCUAAAGGCAUCUGAUGAUACUACCUUAGCAGGCAUGUUUCAAAAAUACAAGUGCGAAUUUACAUAG
Molecule: messenger RNA, 3699 nt
Organism: Plasmodium berghei ANKA
Lineage: Eukaryota; Apicomplexa; Aconoidasida; Haemosporida; Plasmodiidae
Product: DNA mismatch repair protein MSH6, putative
Exons: 1
Coding region: 1-3699 (1232 amino acids)
Biological process (GO): mismatch repair
Cellular component (GO): MutSalpha complex; nucleus
Molecular function (GO): ATP-dependent DNA damage sensor activity; ATP binding; mismatched DNA binding
Source: RefSeq, a predicted model, not a curated record